AUCGAUUGCUAUAUAAAGUUAUAAACUAAGCUCCGCCUUGCGCCGUUUUAGAGAGAGACGUCUCUUUGGCCACCAGAGGGCACUGUCUAUAUAGUUGCAGGUACGCACACGCCAAGAACACGCGACCGAGCUCUCGCUCUCUCCGCCUCUCGCCAUCCGGGAAUCCCACAAUUGACAAUCCCUUCUCCCCUCCCCGGCUCGCGUCCUGCCCAGGAAUCCCGGCGGAAAUCUCUCUUAUCCGGCGCGAGCAGCUAGCCAUGGCCGCGCGCGGCGGCGGCGGCCUGCAGGGCCCUCUCCUCGGGGCCGCCGGAGCGGUCUCGCAGCAGGACCACCCUCCCCGGGGGCGGCGGAGCGGUCGCCCGUGGACCGUGCUGGCCAUCGCCGUGGCGCUCCUGGUCCUGGCGGGCGUCCUGCUGCUCCUGAGCUCCGGCGGCGCUGGUGCUGCCAGUCGUCCCACGGUCGCCGGCGCGCGGCGGAGCCGGCACGAGGUGGAGUCCGGCGUGGGCGCCGCGGCGGCGGACGACGCGCGGUGCUCGGAGGUGGGCGCCGCGGCGCUGCGCGCGGGCGGGCACGCGGUGGACGCCGCCGUGGCCGCCGCGCUCUGCCUCGGCGUGGUGCACCCGAUGUCGAGCGGCGUCGGCGGGGGCGCCUUCGUCGUCGUCAGGGACGCCGCCUCCGGACGCGCCGUCGCCUUCGACGCCAGGGAGACCGCGCCGGCCGCGGCCACGCCGGACAUGUACGCGGCCGACCCGUCGACGAAGUACCAGGGCGCGCUCGCCAUGGGCGUCCCCGGCGAGCUUGCGGGCCUCCACGCCGCGUGGUCGCGGUACGGCCGGCUCCCCUGGCGUGACCUCGUCGCGCCGGCGAUCCGCCUGGCGCGUGACGGCUACGAGGUCGUGGCGUACGUGGCCCGCGCGCUCAAGACCAGCGAGGCCGACGUGCUCGCCGACCCCGGCCUGCGCGCCGUGUUCGCGCCGCAGGGGCGGGUGCUGGCGGCCGGCGAGACGUGCCGCAAUCCGGCUCUGGCCGACGCGCUGGAGCGCGUCGCCGAGGAGGGCGCCGCGGCGUUCUACGGCGGCGCUGUCGGGGAGGCGUUCGUCCGCGACGUCAGGGCGGCGGGCGGGAUCGUGACGGUGGACGACCUGAGGGGGUACAAGGUGGAGGUGAGCGACGCCAUGCGCGCCGACGCCAUGGGGUACAGCUUCCUCGGCAUGCCGCCGCCGUCCAGCGGCACCGUCGGGAUGGCAAUGGUGCUGAACGUCCUGGGUGGGUACAAGUCGCUCGGGUUCUUGAAGGGGUUUCUCGGCAUCCACCGGCUCAUCGAAGCGAUCAAGCACAUGCUGGCCAUUCGGAUGGGCCUCGGCGACCCUGACUUCGUCAACGUGGCCGGCGACGUCGCCCAGAUGCUGUCGCUGCCGUUCGCCGACAGGAUCCGGGGAAGGAUCGUCGACAACACGACGUUUCCUCCCGGCUACUACUUCCCAAAAUGGAGCCAGCUGGACGACCACGGCACGAGCCACCUGUGCGUGGUGGACAGCGACCGGAACGCGGUGGCGAUGACGACGACCGUGAACUACUACUUCGGCGCCAAGGUGCUGUCGCCGUCGACGGGCAUCGUGCUGAACAACGAGAUGGACGACUUCUCCAUCCCCGAGAAGCGCACGCCGGACCACCUCCCGCCCGCGCCGGCGAACUUCAUCGCGCCGGGCAAGCGGCCGCUGUCCUCCAUGACGCCACUCAUCAUACUCAAGAACGGUCAGCUCGCCGGCGUUGUUGGCGGCAGCGGCGGGACGAACAUCAUCGCCACGGUGCUCCAGGUCUUCCUGAACCACUUCGUCGUCGGCAUGGACCCUCUGGCCGCCGUCCAGCAGCCCCGGGUCUACCACAAGCUUAUCCCCAACGUGGUGACGUACGAGGACGAGACGGUGGUCUCCGGUGAGGUGAUCGCGCUCAGCGACAGGGCGAAGGCGUUCCUGGAGCAGCGGGGGCACCGGCUGCGGAGCACCGGCUCGGGCGCCGUGUGCCAGUUCAUCGUGCACGAGCUGGCGACGCCGGCCGCGUCGGGCGGCGGCGUGUUCCGCGGGAGGCUCACCGCCGUCAGCGACCCCAGGAAGGACGGCAGGCCGGCGGGGUUGUGAGGCUGGGACGCGUAGGCAAGCUGCUGCUUCCGUCGGUCACUCAUCUGUCAUCUCCUCCAUGUACAUAGGCGUCAUGCAUUGUUCUUGUCCAUUCACACGGACAGUAGACAAGAGGACAAAAUUUGUCUCUUGAUUUGUAGACCAUAUGGGGAUCAAUGAUUAAUCAUACUGCUGCGUGCCAAGAAGAAA
Molecule: messenger RNA, 2327 nt
Organism: Panicum hallii
Lineage: Eukaryota; Viridiplantae; Streptophyta; Magnoliopsida; Poales; Poaceae
Product: glutathione hydrolase 3-like
Exons: 6
Coding region: 258-2138 (626 amino acids)
Biological process (GO): glutathione catabolic process
Cellular component (GO): plasma membrane
Molecular function (GO): glutathione gamma-glutamate hydrolase
Source: RefSeq, a predicted model, not a curated record